Messenger RNA from Pipra filicauda (Wire-tailed manakin), 507 nucleotides. Its product is annotated as olfactory receptor 14J1-like. Gene Ontology annotation, cellular component: membrane. The transcript has 2 exons. The annotation marks the transcript as partial. Gene Ontology annotation, biological process: G protein-coupled receptor signaling pathway. The record is from RefSeq and is a predicted model, not a curated record. NCBI's taxonomy places the organism in Eukaryota, Metazoa, Chordata, Aves, Passeriformes, Pipridae. Gene Ontology annotation, molecular function: olfactory receptor activity.
CUGCACUACGGGACCCUCCUGGGUAGCAGAGCUUGUGCCCACAUGGCAGCAGCUGCCUGGGCCACUGGCUUUCUCUAUUCUCUGCUGCACACAGCCAAUACAUUUUCCCUGCCCCUGUGCCAGGGCAAUGCCCUGGGCCAGUUCUUCUGUGAAAUCCCACACAUCCUCAAGCUCUCCUGCUCACACUCAGGCUACCGCAGGGAAAUUUGUUUUCUUGUGUUUAGUGCAUGUUUAGCAUUUGGUUGUUUCAUUUUCAUUGUGUUCUCCUAUGUGCAGAUCUUCAGGGCUGUGCUGAGGAUCCCCUCUCAGCAGGGACGGCACAAAGCCUUUUCUACGUGCCUCCCUCACCUGGCUGUGGUCUCCCUGUCCCUCAGCACUGGCAUAGUUGAACACCUGAAGCCCCUUUUUAUUUCCUCCCCAUCUCUAGAUCUGAUUGUGUCAGUUCUGUACUCGGUGGUGCCUCCAGAUGUGCCCAACACAACGCCCUGCAGAGGAAACCAGCAGUGA